Nicotiana tabacum (common tobacco) is the source of this 1201-nucleotide messenger RNA. NCBI's taxonomy places the organism in Eukaryota, Viridiplantae, Streptophyta, Magnoliopsida, Solanales, Solanaceae. The record is from RefSeq and is a predicted model, not a curated record.
AUGAAGAAUCAGAAUACUGUAAGCAGCAAAGAAGAAAUUGAUCGAAGACUUGUGAUUCAAAUCGAAACCCCUGACGAUGGGUUAAUCCAUCGGAGAACAACCAAAUCUUCACACAGCUACCGUGAAACCAACAGAUUAGCUCCGAUGAAUUCUUGUAGUGGCUCUGAUACCAUAGAUUUCGCUCCAAGUUUGNGACCUCAAGCAGCUCGUUUAGCAGCUUGCACUGCGGUAUUCUUGGUGGCUACAGAAGGCGUCGUUGCAGCAAUAGUUCUGAUUUUGGUUCGUAAACUGUGGGGAUAUUGUUAUAGCACUGAGGAAGAAGUGGUGGGAUAUGUAGCAGAAAUGCUAGUCUUUCUAGCAGGAUCCCACUUCUUAGAUGGUAUUCAAUCUGUGCUUUCAGGUACUGCAAGAGGAUGUGGCUGGCAAAAGAUAGGGGCAGUUGUCAACUUGGGAGCUUAUUACCUUUUCGGAAUACCUGCUGGUGUUGUAUUAGCUUUUGUCUACCAUUUUGGUGGAAAGGGACUUUGGUUGGGAAUCACUCUUGCUCUUUUUGCGCAAGCUCUACUUCUUUUAAUAGUUACUCUGCGCACAAAUUGGGAAAAACAGGCAAAGAAGGCAGCUAAUAGGGUGACUUCAGAGCUAGCUAACAACAACAACAACAACAACGACCCAGUAUAGUCCCACAAGUGGGGUCUGGGGAGGGUAGUGUAUAUGCAGACCUUACCUCUACCCGAUGGGUUAGAGCGGCUGUUUCCGAUAGACGGUGACUUCAGAGCUAGCUAACAGAGAAGAAAAUGCAGAAUGACAUAAUAUGACAAGAUACUAACAAGUUCAUGUAAUUCUUCUUGGCAUCUUGUUGGCUAAUUGACUAUCUUACAUCUCCAAAAUCUGGAGAUCUCUUAGGUUACAGGGCUCAGAGCUCACACUCGCGACGACUGGUUGAUGAAUUGAUACAACAGUUUUUCAAGACUUGCCUCUAUAUCUUAGGAUCAGAAUCUUGAAGCUCCUUGCCUCGCACUAUUAUAACCACAAGAUAAUGUUCGAAUUGGGGCUUUACGUUCGUAGAAAUGAUCAAGAAGUACUCCUUUGGACAUUUUAAGGCUAGUAUAAAUCCUGGAAGGCAAUUCUGAUUGUCCAAAGAAAUUGAUACAUUGUUAUUAAAACUUAUAAUUACUAUAAACUUACUUGGUUGAAUUUACCU